AUCAGGUCAGUAAAACCAAACGCACCGUGCGCAGAGAAAAUAUCCUGGGAGAGGCUGCGGGGAGGGUCGCUUGGUGUUUUGCUUCUUUCUCUGAUGAGCUGCUCCAAUGUUGCAGCUCGUAUGGUUUUAGGGAGAGAAUUGUUUGACAUUAUAACAGAAGAAGAAAAAAGUAAAGACGACUGGACCAGCGAGAUAUCUUCAGGUUUGGUGGUUACAUGCUUGGUGUUCUUUGACUUUGAGGAAAAACUACUCUACCAAGCAGCAGGAACCAUGGAUUUUGUAAUGAAGCAAGCAUUGGGUGGGGCCACCAAGGACAUGGGUAAGAUGCUCGGUGGGGAGGAAGAGAAGGAUCCGGAUGCAGCUAAGAAAGAAGAGGAGCGACAGGAGGCACUGAGGCAACAGGAGGAGGAGAGAAAGGCCAAACAUGCCCGAAUGGAGGCAGAGAGGGAAAAAGUACGACAGACCAUCAGGGACAAGUACGGCUUGAAAAAGAAAGAGGAAAAGGAGGCGGAGGAGAAAGCAGCCAUGGAGCAGGCAUGUGAGGGAUCGCUGACACGCCCAAAGAAGGCAAUCCCGAGAGGCUGCGGAGACGACGAAGAGGAUGAGGAGAGCAUUCUCGACACUGUCCUUAAGUACCUUCCCGGACCUCUACAGGAUAUGUUCAAGAAGUAAAACAGAAAAACAAAGCGAAUCAAACGAACCCUAAAUUUAGGGUCCGUUCUGGCCUGGGGCCAGGCUGCAGGGCGAUGGGGAAGCAGGGAUCUUUGUGUCGGGGGCUUUGGGUCGAGAUUAUAUGUCAAAUGGCUUUGAUUGUAGAUGUUUGAGUUUCAAAAUUUGUCAGGAGGAUAAAGGAUCUGGGAGGGGGCGGGGUUUCUCAAACUAUUAGAGGCUGCACACUGCCUUUGUAGAGACAUUUUACUUAUUUCUUUUCUACUCUUCAAAGAUUUUAUUGUUUGAAUUUUUGGUUUUUCCUGCAUUAUCCUUUCAAUUGCCAGGUAGUGCAUGUUUUACCCUUUUCUUACUUUUAUUGUGUAUUGAUUUAGAUUGAAGCAUUUGUCACAUUCCUUUAAUGGAGAACAACAUUCCACAGUGCACGCAUUUUCAAAGAGCACUGCCACCACGUUUUCCAGCAAGCUUCAGUCACCAUAGUGGGCGUUUUCUACUUUUACAACCCUAAAGAAGGCCUUUCAAUGACAUUUGCUACAUUAGAAACGUUUUUAGGACAUGUGCCUUCAUACCAUCUCCUCUUGCAGAGGAAGUCGUAAGUGAGGGAUUAAUCUGUGAGUCAGUGUAGUGGUUCAAAGACAGUUUUUGGAAUGAUCUAUUUUGUGUUAAAAUAGCACUAUUUUUCGCACAAAGGUGUUCAGGAAAUCCUUCAAGAGGCCGUUUUGUUUCACAAAGAAAUUGCCAACAGCUUAUUAGACUGCCAUCAAGUAAAAACAAAAUGUUAAGCAGGCUGAAAACUAGAAAAUUUUAUAUUCAAACAGAUCUUCCAUAACCCUUUGACUAAUUUCAUGUUUGUUUGUGUAACAGAUGUAAAAAGUAUAAACAAAGUUAGCAGUCUGAUUCACUUAGACAAUCAAACAACUCAACCCUGAAACGCUUGGGAGUAUCUCUUACUCCUAUCAUUGAUGGUUGACAAAUAUUUGCUCAUUUAGAUCACAAACUCAUGCUUUAUUAUAUUUUUUCACUAUUAUAUUUUAAUGUAUAUUACUUAUAAGGCAACAAUUGAAAGUACUGUUUCUUUUAUUUUGUUAAAGUGCUGCAAAAAUUUAUUUCAGUGCAACCAAGAUUGUUAUUUUUCGAUGUUCACCUCAAGUGAAGCUCAUCGACAUCAAGACCAAAGAAAUCCUGGUGAGAUCUCUCUGUUUCUUUCGUUGCCACCAGUUUGCUUGCUGGUGGAAAAACUCUGCCGUACUGCGUAGAAAACAAAAGUUUAGGCCAAGCCGGAGAGGAACGGGUGUGUGAGCUGUUGCAUCUCACUGCCUGAAGAGCUGAUAGUACUUCACUUUCCUGCAUCUUUUAGUCUGAAAAAAAAGACUAUAGUGAUUCGUCACGUCGUAUUUGAGUAGAUGUACUGUAAUUCAGCAACAAUCUCUAGUGAAAGUACUUGAAUAUAUGGACGUUCAUGGGUAAAACAAAGCAUGUCGGUCAUUCCUAAACAACCUGAUGGCGAGUCAGUGGUUAGUUAAGCAGCUUGUGUGAUUAAUACAUUGUUUCAAUGUAAAUAAAUUUAGAGAUUAAUAGGACUGAUAAUGAAGCUGCACACUGUAAAACCUGUUCCUUUACUUUACUCAUUUUCUAGCUCAGAUAGGAUUUUUCACUAGACAAAGCCAUAUUGUUUAGACUGCAAUAAUUACUUAAAAUGAUUUAAAAAAAACAGUAUACUUCAACAUUGAAGCUGUCUGUUUGUUUUCUGUUAUAAAAUUAGACAAAAUGUUUCUGUUUGUAAAUCUUCACCACUAUCUUGUAUACUUUAUGUAUACGCAAGAAAAAUAUAUAGAAAAAAGAAUCCAUUGCAAGAAGUGUCUCUGUGUAUUAUAUGUGAACUGUAAGUGUGUGCGUGUUUAUAUGUGUCUUUCUACAUGUCUGUGAUGUGAGACCAUGUUGUUGAGUCACAUAGUCCUUGUUUAAAACUGUAAAUGUGUCUUUGAGCUAUAAUGUGCAGAGGAAGAAGCUGAUCUUGUCUCCUAGUUGUGCCAUGCCUGAAGAAGAAAAAAAGAUACUCAACACAUUCCUUCUAGAUAUUGAGCAUGCAAGUGUUUGGUAGAGACAAGAGUAAACUGAAUGUCACACACAAAGAAAUAUGUGUUUAAUCUUGAGCUGCUGUUUCUGUAGGAGUCUCUAGGCAACAGAAUCUGUGCAUUGAAUCCAGAAAAUCAGAUCUAUCUGGGGCUUGAGGAGUCUUUCAUGUUUUUUGCUUUCUCAGUUAAAUAAGUGGAGAGUUUUUAGUUUGUAUUUUUUGGAUGUUAAGCAAAUAUAAAGGCAUUGAGAGCAGGGAAAUAAUUCAUGUGAUUUCAAAAACACUGCCCCUUUUUGCUCCCUAAUUUGAAUAAAAAAUAGAAAGAAAAAACAUAACAAAGAGGCAAUUUCCACUACGAAACUGGUGCAAGUCCUUCCUUAAGCACCGGUUCUUGCCACUUCCCCUCCCACGAUUUGGGCAGUGGCCCUAAUAAACUGCUGUUUUCUUGACUUAAAUUUAUAACUGGAGGAUUUGGAAGAGGUGAGACCAACAAACAAGCACAAUUAAUGAGCAACAUUUUCAAAACUUGUCCUAAAAAUUCAGGACCAAAGCACAAAUUUAUAAUUAAUGUGGGUUAGGAUUGGAAUCACUAACUGUGUCUUAUCUUCCAGCCUUUUUUUUUUUUUUUUUCCCCUCCAGGGGGUCUUUUUGUGGGCUCUAGUGUCCCUUAAAUGACAGUAGGCUGACAGGAAAGGGGGAAGGAGAGAAGGGAAAAACAUGUGGCAAAUGUCAGUCAGGUCCGGGAAUCGAACCCGCGACAGCCGCGUCGAGGACUCAAGGCCUCCAAAUGUGGGUUGCGCUACCCUCUACGCCACCACAGCACACCCGUCUUCCAGCCUUUUAAAUUUAAAUCCAAAAUUAUUCAUAAACCUGGCAGAUUUAAAAUUCCAAUCAUAUUUUGUCCAACUAAGAAAUCUAUUUCUGAUAAGAAAUGAGAUGGGCAUCUUCUUUAAAAAAUAGCAAAAAAUGUAAAAAAGGUAUAAGUUGACAAAAUAAUUUAUUAACAAUACAUUAUAAUUGCUGACCAGCAGUUUGUAUAUUUUCACCAGUCUUUGAGAUCCAGGUUUUUGAGAUUGAAACGCCUCAUUACCAUCACCCUAAUCUUUAGCUCGCUUCAAAGAUUCUCAGGCUGGACUGGCCAGAAUAGUGUCCCAGGAGUUUCCAAAUGUUCUCUAGCGAGCUUUAAACUUAAUACUUUUUUCUUCAGCAGUGGAGUCUUGUGCAGUCAAAGUACAAGAGACCAUUGUAACUGUGUGCUGUGUUAUUGGUUUGAUGGAAAAUUACACCUGAUGUUUUUUUCUAAAGCUUUAAUCAAAUGUUAAUGGGCUGUUUUGACUCCUCUGUCAAAAAUCUAUGCUUUUUGCUUAUCAUGACAUGGUUCUUGUGUAACGCGUUUGUAAUCAGAAAGAUUUUUACAGGCCAAAAGUUUGAACUAGUAGCUACUAUAUGAUGCAUUUCUUUAAAUACCUGGUUUGUUGGGUUAUUGCCAACAUCUUGUAACAAAUGAAAGGCAACAGGCCAGUUGGAAAUAUAUUCACUGAAAACAAACAUUAAACAUGUGUUUAACGCUUUUGUUUUAUUUAAUGCAUUCCACUUUCACUGGCUAAUCUGAGGAUAAUCCCCUGCAUUAAUUACUUCCAAGCAAAGAUUCCUUAAAUAUCUUGUGCUUCAAAGGACAGGCCCCUCUCACCUGCUGUACUUGGGAAACCUUAAAUACACCUACACAUGGGAGCUAGGAAAAAGAGAUUUGACUACCAUUUGUCAUUGGCCCUUUGUGGAAACAACAGCCAUACAUUGUCUGUAUGUAACAUAGUCUCUCAGCGGGACUCAUCUCAAGGCGUCACGGCAUGUGAACUGUCUUUGAAAAGGGCUAUUUCCACAUUGUUAAUGUGAGGUUAGUGUGGCAUUUCUGUUGCAUCCUGCUUUAUAAGAUACAUAAAAACCAAUGAGUAGUUUAAUGCAUUUUUUUAAUGGCUAGAAAAAAAGACAAUCUAGGAAACAUUCGUGUUUUAGUAGGACAGAAGCAUAUUUAGGAGUGUGAGAGACAAAAGAUUCUGACAGGACAAGAAAUGAUGCCCAGAUACAUCAGCUCCCUCCUGAUAUUCCUCUUUAACAUCCUAAAUGUUUAUGUGAUCAUUAGUGGGAAAAGCAUAAACAAAAAGACUGGAUUGUCAAAGCAUGUUCUGUUGUCAGGAGCCCCAGAAACAAAUAUUUAUAAACAUCAGUUCUUCUUCUAGUCAAAAACAACUAAAUUAAUGAACAUUUUUGUAGAGUGAAGAAAAAUCUUUGAAUAAAGUUUAGCUUGUAUGGAAGAUGUCACAAAAUCUGUCUUAUUUCUAACAUUUUGAUAUGAACUUACUGCCCUGCUGAAUCCUGCCAGUAAAUGAUGCAAGUGCUCAGUCAUCGUCAUGUUUACUCUCCCUGUAAGGACAGGAGAUAUUCUGAUAAACACUUGAGCAACUUUGAACACAUUCCAGUCUUUGUUGGCAUUUGCACUACAAUAUGUUAAUAUUGUUACACUGACUGAUUUAUUGGCAUCUGCAAAUCACUCUUGCUUUUAGCAUCUGCAAAUGAAGAAGGCGGAAAAGAGAGGAAGUGAGCAGCUUUUUUAAAACUUUAAACUGGUGACGUGUGUCCAAUUCAAAAUACCUAAACAUAAAUCCCUGAAUGUUGUUGCUUUGAACUUUCUUUUCAGUUCUUCAUUUGUUAUUCAGGGUGAAAAUUAUUCCAGGGUGAAGAAUGUAAAAUAAGAGUAUACUGUGUUUUUUAUUUAAUUUUUUUCUUAAAUGCAUGUCAUGUACUCAGUGUGGAGCCCAAUCACUGUAAACUACAUCAUCAAUGUAACUGAAUCAUUCUUUUUGGAAACUAAAUGCAUUAAACAAAUAAAAGACAAGAAGGUUUAUAAAAAUC
Gambusia affinis (western mosquitofish) is the source of this 5653-nucleotide messenger RNA. RefSeq names its product complexin-2. Gene Ontology annotation, biological process: regulation of neurotransmitter secretion; synaptic vesicle exocytosis; neurotransmitter transport. Gene Ontology annotation, cellular component: terminal bouton; SNARE complex. NCBI's taxonomy places the organism in Eukaryota, Metazoa, Chordata, Actinopteri, Cyprinodontiformes, Poeciliidae. The record is from RefSeq and is a predicted model, not a curated record. Gene Ontology annotation, molecular function: syntaxin binding. The transcript has 4 exons. Bases 94 to 672 code for a protein of 192 amino acids.